AUGGCAGUAGGGUACAAAGGAAAGCCGAAUUUUAGAAGCUCAGCUAAGAGCCACUGGAGUCGCGGAAAACUUCUAGUGCCGGCGACGGUCGUGCUGUUAGCGGCAGUCGGCGUGCUACACUACUACUCUUACGUUAAAGGCCAUCAUGCUACUAAUGAAUUCGCCAAUAUCGAAGGUGUCAUACGACGCGAGCUAGUGGACCAGGGAUCGGAUCCUGAAUGCCACGUCGACCCCAGUCCUGCCACGUGUCAGCACAUCGACCUCGUCGCGUUUGCCACGGUCAGUGGGCCUGCCUUGGUUGAUCCUUGCCGCAAGCUCGCGACCAUCAAUCCCCAAGUGCUCCACGUGGACAAUAAGUUUAAUUUCAUGUUCCCCAUGGGCUCUCUCUUCUCCCUCUUUCCUUUCCACAUCCCAGCGAUGGGAGACUCUGUGUUUGGCUUGGCGCACCCGGUAGCAGCAGUGCAUCGACUCGCCGUCCAAGUGCUCUGGCUGACAGAUAGCUCCUUUGACCUCUCUUCUCCCUCUUUCCCCUCUCAUCUCUCCUUCUUGUAUCCACCUCGCCCUACUCCCCGCCUGGAGACUGUGUGUUUGGCGCACGCGGUAGCAGCAGUGCAUCAGCUCACCGUGCGAGUGCUCUGGCUCUCAGAUGAGCCGCCAGCAAGCCAACAACAGCCGCAGCAGCAGCAGCAGCAGCAGAGGGUGGGCAUGCCGUACGUGCCGUUCUCAGCCCUGUUUGAGCCGGCGCUGACGGUGGUGGAGACGAAUCUCUCUGCUGCUGAUGCCACAAGGAGGCCGUUCUCAGCCCUGUUUGAGCCGGCGCUGACGGUGGUGGAGACGAAUCUGUCCGCUGCUGAUGCCACAAGGAGGUUCAUUUACGAGCUCUUCACUCCCAAGGCGCUGGACAGUGAGGAGGUGGCGGGGCGGCCCUUGGGAUUGCCGCGGAAGCUGACCCUGCAUGGGUGGUUCCGCACUGAGUCCCUGCAGCGCAGCAAUGUGGAGGAGUGGCAGGAAGAGCGCGUGGGGUGUCUCGUGUGGGCGCACGUGCAGAAGUGUUAUGCAAAGCUGCAGCCUUCUCCUGCUGUAGCGGCGAUGGUGCGAGAGGAGGGGGUGAGCCAGACGCGCGUGGAGAGCAGCAUUGGCGUCUACCUUGAUGCCACCCCCCGAGGCACCUGCCCCGGCUGCCCCUCCUCCCUGAAUCCUGCCGACUGUGCCGCCCGGACCCUCGCCCUCACCAUGCUCCACCGCCCGUCCAUCGAUUUCACGCUCGGCUCCGCCGUCCAGUCGCACCCGGCGCACAUCGUCUCUUUCUUUGAUGCUGACCGCGCGCCGUACGUGUCGCCGUCCGCCGCGUUCCGGGCGGCAAACUGUGGGGAGAAGCUGGUGCAGGCGAUGGGGGAUAAGGGGGAGGGGGGGGAGGGGGCGGCUGAACGGCUGGCUGAAAUGGUGGUGACAUGCAAGCAGCGAGAGGUCGCCGAUCUCUUCCUCCUCGCGCAGACCACCGGCCUUGUGGUGAUGGAGCCGAGCACGCUCUCAGACUUCAUCGCAGCGAGGGGGAGGCACCGCCUCCCCUCCUUCCGCCUCUUCACGCCGCUGUGCCUGGCGGAACGCGCCUGGCCCAUGACUGUGCAGCCAUUCGCCUACUUCUUUGCUGUUGAACCUACCCUAGGCAUAGCCUACUGCAGCAUGCCCAAGGUCGCCUGCACGGGAUGGAAGAUGUGGCUCCGAGCCAUGCUCGGCUUGCCCAAGCCCCGAGACCCUUUUCUCGCGCACAGCCACAAGGAAUCAGGCCUGGGAGACCUCUCCCAGAAAUACUCUGAGAAGCAAGCCACUAAGCUCAUGACCCGCCGAACCAUGUUCAAAUUCACGUUCGUUCGGAACCCAUACGUGCGGAUAGCCUCAACGUACCUGAACAAGCUCGUGAUCACCGAUGCUCCGGAGAGGAAGGAGGGGUGGGGCACGAGGAAGUUUUGGAACCAGGAGUUUUUUGGGACGGCGAAGAGGAUUUUGGAUUUAUUGAAGGAUCCAGCGACAGAUCUUGUGAGCUUUCCGGAUUUUAUUCGGCUGCUGGAUCAUCUGCGGCGGACGCGUGUCAAAACGGACCGACACAUCUCAAGACAGGUGGACAUCUGUGGCUUGGCACACGUUCAGUAUGACUUUGUGGGUCGUUUUGAGCACCUGGAGGAGGAUGUGAGGCGGGUUACAGCAAGAUUCAACGACUCGCAUCUUGAUAUUUUCAACUUUGGCAAGUCGGUGCAUGCGACGAAUUCUGAGGCGCAACUUGCCCGACUUUAUGACAGGGAUACGGUGCUGACAGUUUCUCGCAUAUUCAAGAGUGACCUUAAUGUUCCCCUCAACAACAUCACGUAUGAUAUGCCGGAUAUUCUGCGGAAACUUGUUGAAGGUGGUGCAAGUGGUGACACCAAGGUGCUAUGA
Messenger RNA from Closterium sp. Yama58-4, 2433 nucleotides. The record is from the annotation of a GenBank genome assembly. Lineage: Eukaryota; Viridiplantae; Streptophyta; Zygnematophyceae; Desmidiales; Closteriaceae.